This is a messenger RNA of Wasmannia auropunctata (little fire ant), 1942 nucleotides long. RefSeq names its product putative malate dehydrogenase 1B. The record is from RefSeq and is a predicted model, not a curated record. Bases 193 to 1626 code for a protein of 477 amino acids. The transcript has 7 exons. Lineage: Eukaryota; Metazoa; Arthropoda; Insecta; Hymenoptera; Formicidae. Gene Ontology annotation, biological process: malate metabolic process; oxaloacetate metabolic process; tricarboxylic acid cycle. Gene Ontology annotation, molecular function: L-malate dehydrogenase (NAD+) activity.
UGCUAAAUAUUCUUUUAUUCCUAUUAGUAUGGUAAUAAAAUUAAAAUACAAGUACAUUGUAAAUUUAUAUAUGAAUAAAUCAUUUGAAUUCAUUUUUAAAUGCUAUUUUUUUGUUUCAACUGUCUUGUGUAGAAUGUAGUUAUCUGCGUGAAUGUAACAUAUAUGAAAUAUGUCAAUUUUUAACUGUCAAAAAUGUCGAACAAAUGUUUCAUAGUGAUAGCAGGAACUGCGGAUAAUUUAUCAUUUCACUACGCGUGUUUUAUCGCUAUAAAUCUUUCCAGGUUACUGCCAAAUUUCCAUUUCAAAAAAAUUUACAAGGACGCCACCGAAUGGGAGGCUUGGGUUCGUGCAGUUUGCAAAUUGCACGGAUGGGAACAUACGAAACCUCCACUAAUCUGGAAGCAAUACGGAACAAGUGGCACUAAGGUCACUUACAUAGGUGAUGCUGACGAGUUUCGCAGACUCUUGCUUGAAUAUUACAAUAUACAUUUCGAUCUUACGAGAGAGGAAUUGAAAGUGUUAAAGACGGAUUUAUUGCGCGCACAUGAAGUAGAGCAGAAAAAAAUUGGCUGUUCAGAAGUAUGGAACGAAUAUCGUCGUGUGACUAUCGUAGGUGCCGGUAGAUCGUUAUGCUUAGACUUGAUUCCACAAUUAAUGACAAUAAAGGAGUUACGUUUGUCACGCGGAAUUGUGCUUAGUUUGUACGAUGAAUUAGAAAAUUUUUCUGAGCUCGAAAGGAUGGUGAAGGACAUAAAGAAUGUCAAUGAAGAUUUAAAUGCAACAAUGGUCGUACAAGAUAUAUCGAGUGGAUUACGCGAUUGUGAUAUAUUAUUAAUGUUUCUCGAGGAUCUAACGAGGGAAGAGUAUGAGGAACACGAAAUUUGGUAUCAGAGGAUUUAUGAGCGCAUGAAGACAUUGUCACAGCAAAUCAACGAGUACGCUCCGUGUCACAUUAAGAUCAUAUUCUGCUCUACGGGUCCAACGUGCCUCUGUGCUACCAUAUUACGGAGUCUCGUAAAGCUACCUGAAACUAAUAUCGUUGUCGUUAGCGCUCACUAUGGAUUAGAAGUAAUGUGCGAUAUCACGGUAUCUCUCGGCAUGGAUCAGUGGAAUUUCGGUUGUCCCCCGGUAUGGGGAUUUCUGGGUAUCAGUGAGUUUGUAGAUGUGUGCCAUAUGGUUCAAAAGUGUGAUGUAUAUAGUCCGCAGACUUUAGAAGCAAAGAGAAGCACGACUUCAUCAAGAGUCAAGCAAGCUGAGUUAAGGUGGUUUUGUUCCUCUGAACAUAAUAAAAAUCUGUACGAGGAUUAUCUACGGCGUAGGGCCACUCGAGUGAAUUCACGAAGAGAGAAUUCGCAAAAGUGCAAGGCUAUAUGUGAUCUAUUAAAGUUGUGGUACAAAGAAAGUAUCGGCGAUGAAAUUAUAGCUAUAGGAAUUUCAUCCGAUGAUAGUUUCGGUAUUCCGAGCGGAAUAGUAUUUUCGCAGCCGGCGUGUUUAAAAAUUACGGACAACGGCACGCGAGUUUGGAUACCUUGCGACGAUUUUCCCUUGCCGGAUAUGCCUAUGUCGAUAUUUCAUAAUUUAAUCUGCACAGCUGCGAUAAUUACGAAACAGUUAAUAAGCGUGUAGAUAAUUAAAUAUAACACUUCAAAAAUAUCGAAAAAUGAUACUGUUAAAAAAUUAUAAUAUUCUUGCGAUAAAAAUUUGACUGUGAUUAAAAAGGUCAAUGAAAUAUAUAUUAUGUUAAUGUUUUACGGCGAGUAACAUAGUCUUCGACUGUGUUUCGUGUCAUGUAUAUUGUUUGGUUCUAUUUCGUGCUAUGUGUGUAUGUAUGUACAUAUACAUACAAAAUAUAACUGCAAUAUGUGUAAUACUUGUAUAAUAAUAAUGUUAUCUUAGAUAUUUCUUGAUGGAAGCCUAAAAGUAUAAAUCUUUUCAAAUGCAA